Sinocyclocheilus anshuiensis is the source of this 2127-nucleotide messenger RNA. Its product is annotated as ubiquitin-conjugating enzyme E2 L3. Lineage: Eukaryota; Metazoa; Chordata; Actinopteri; Cypriniformes; Cyprinidae. The record is from RefSeq and is a predicted model, not a curated record. The transcript is spliced from 4 exons. Bases 44 to 508 code for a protein of 154 amino acids.
CUACACCGCGCGGUGCAUUCUGGUAGUAGUUGAAAGAUUCAAGAUGGCGGCGAGCAGGAGACUACACAAGGAGCUUGAAGAAAUCCGCAAAUCUGGGAUGAAAAACUUCCGUAACAUUCAAGUUGAUGAAUCAAACAUAUUGACAUGGCAAGGCCUCAUUGUUCCAGACAACCCUCCAUACGACAAAGGGGCGUUCAGGAUCGAGAUUAUCUUCCCUGCAGAAUACCCUUUCAAGCCACCCAAGAUCACGUUCAAAACGAAGAUCUACCACCCCAACAUUGACGAGAAGGGACAGGUCUGCCUGCCUGUCAUUAGUGCAGAGAACUGGAAACCAGCCACCAAAACUGACCAAGUAAUUCAGUCGCUCAUUGCCCUGGUGAACGACCCACAGCCAGAACACCCUCUGAGGGCCGACCUAGCAGAAGAAUACUCAAAAGACCGUAAAAAAUUCUUUAAGAAUGCAGAUGAGUUUACAAAGAAACACGGCGAAAAGCGGCCAGUGGACUAACAAUAACCAGACAAGUGUGUAGCCCCAGACCCCUCCUACUCCUCUGAUCCUCUUCCCCUCGCUCUACUGCCUUCCUCCCGACACCCAAAUGAUAUCCUCUAUCCCUCCCACUUUCCCUCCUUCUCCUCUCCUUUCCACGUGUCACUCUAGUUGAGCUGGAGAAGUACAGCGCAGCUGCAGCCUCUGUCUUGAAGCAGGACGCCGCAAGGACAUCCAGUCUGAGUUUCUGGUGUUAGCUUGAGGCCCUUACUAACUUGUUGUUUAUUUUUCUUUCUCAAGUUUGAAAGCGUCACAAUUUGGUUAGAGGCUAACUUAAGACAAAGAAGUUGGAAAUUGUACAGGGCGUUUCAGUGAUGAAUGCUGUUUGACCCUUUUGUAAUGAGAAAAUGAAUCAUUGCAUUAUUACACAAAACUUUCAAAAAUUACUUUUGGAAGUGACAGUUCAUUUAAAACAAAGAUGGAUUGUAAUUUAUCAUGUAUAUUAUUAUUAUUAUUAUGUUGUUCCCUCUUCUUACAUUUGUGCUCUUUGAUUUCUGCAAAACAAAAAGGAGACAUUAAGGAGGAGCUGGAGGAUUUCAGUGACGGCGACAGAUUAUUUCAUAUAACCUUUUUACUUUAACUGCAAUUGUUGGGUUGCACGGUAUGUCUAAAAAACAGGCUACUUUCAGCCCUUUACCAAGCCUCGAAUUGGCAAAACCACUGUAAAGUCAGUAACAAAGGCGGCUUAGGAGCCGAUAUUGCUAUGAAAUACGUUUGUUUGACAAAUGAAAAUAGGAAGGAUGAAAACAAAGCUCUUUGUGUGAGUGAACGUAAAUUCCAUGAUGAUCGCUAAUUUUAAACUCUUUUAACAUGUUUCGUAGGAAAUUCUUGUAUAUUGUUGAUUAUUUGGGUUUAAUCAUGGAAAUGGCCCCUAGUUUUACAGAGAUGUACGCUACUGAGAAUUAUCAUCCCCAUUUUCUCCCAACACAGAAUAAACGCAGUAGUUGACCGUGAGUUUUCUAGAACAUUCUCUACAGUUUCUUUAAAGUAUAUCAUUCAGUCUUUCAAAUUGCAUCUUAAGUGGUAUUUUACGCCACUCUUUAUAAUGCAAAGAGGUUCUGCGGGCUUUCUCUAGUUCAAAAUAUUUCAGUAAUAUUUGCUUAUGCAUUUGGGUUAAGUGUCAGAACGCCUCAAAUAAGCCCCAGUGUUUUCUUUACUUGUUAAGAACUUAUUUUCAUGCAGGAUCAGAUUUAAAAAAUGCUCUACAUUUGUGUACCAAAAUAAAAAAGGAAGACCAAGCAAUGUUAUACUCAAACAUUGGCUAAAUUCACUUCUGAUUAGAGUUUUCGUAUUAAAAUCAACCAAUAAAGUAGGUUUUCUGGGAUUCCCCAGUUUAAGAGCAUUAUGGGUUUGUGUGAUAAAUCAAAUCUGAACUUGACCAUUUAGUGAUUUUUUUUUAACCUUAUUAGCAUUAGUAAUAUAUUUAUGAGAACUACUACUUAAACCCCAAACUGUUGCUUCAGUUACAGCUUAUUCUGAAAUGCCGUUAAUAGCCUGAAUUUAUCAUACAGGUUAUAAACAGGUUAACCCUAAUAUGUGUCAAAACAUUGAACUCACCAAAUAAAGGCUAUUUUGACCUA